This is a messenger RNA of Saccoglossus kowalevskii, 1387 nucleotides long. Its product is annotated as large ribosomal subunit protein mL38-like. Gene Ontology annotation, cellular component: mitochondrial large ribosomal subunit. The record is from RefSeq and is a predicted model, not a curated record. NCBI's taxonomy places the organism in Eukaryota, Metazoa, Hemichordata, Enteropneusta, Harrimaniidae.
UCGUCAACGCCACAGCACUGCUGGGAGUAUGACCUUGGGUCAUUGCGCAUGGCAAAUACGUCCAUCCAAAAUGUCUGCGCCCUUAUUGAGAGUGCUUCGGGACACAGCAAAAUCGUUUACUAAGAUUUCACCGCCAACACCUUGUCCGAUUGCGAACUACGGACUUUCACUAAUCAGCACGCGAUGUCUUUGUACUGGUGCCUCCGCUGGCAUUGAUAUUGGUUUACCAAUAAAUCAACAAUCAAGAACAAGGAUACACAGAGAAAGAAAAGCAUGGCGAAUUGAAAAAAGAAAAGAUCCUAAAUUUGAACAAUCAGCAAGACACAGAACAUUGAAAAUUCCUUUAGAGGAGGUGAUUGCAGAAUGGGAGACUACAAGUGCACCAUAUCAAAUAAGAAGUGUUGGACACCAUUAUAAUAUAUUCCAAGAUUUAUUUGAUGGUGCUGAUUUUUUACCUCAGAUUAUUAUGCACAUUGGUUUUGAUCAAGGUGGAGAAAUUGCUCCUGUGUAUAGGGGAAAUCUAAUGACACCAACAGAGGCUGCAAGCGAGCCCUCCGUAUUAUUCAGUUCACCUCCAAAAGAUUUGUGGACAUUAAUUCUCGUCAACCCAGAUGGUCAUUUAUUAGAUAAUAAUGCUGAAUAUUUGCAUUGGAUGGUUGGCAACAUACCUGGUAAUGACAUCAGCAAAGGAGAGGUUGUAUGUGACUAUAUAAAACCAUUCCCAGCUCAGGGUACCGGGUAUCAUAGGUUUAUAUUCAUUCUAUUCAAGCAGGACGGAUGCAUUGAUUUUAGCCAAGACAAAAGAAACUCGCCAUGUCACAGCUUGAAAGAGAGGACUUUUCGAACAUUAGAUUUUUACAGACGUUAUGAAGACGUGAUCACUCCCGGUGGACUGAAUUUCUUCCAGUGUCGAUGGGAUAAAUCAGUUACUGACAUGUACCGUCAAACUCUGAAUAUGAGGGAACCAGUAUAUGAUUAUGACGCCCCACCACUCUAUACAGCACCACAGAGGAAAUGGCCGCACAAAAAACGAAUAGAGUACCUUGACAAAUACAUUCCUCCCAAGUGAUUGUCAUAAUGGUGUGUAACUAUUGUACAAGAAAACUGGUAUCCAUGUGGAUGGACAUCUACCACUUUGUCCAUAUACCAUCAAGGAAGACAUAAGCUGUGAAAUUAGAUUUAAAAAAAUUGGGAUACUUUGGAACGUUAAAAUCCUGUAUCACACAUAGCAUUAUGCAAAUACUGUAAAAUAAUCAUGGAGCAUUUGCAUUAACAGCAUAUAACAUACUAUGACAGUGUUAUUCAUGUGUAUUUAAUCGAUUUGAACACAAGUGUAGUCAAUUCUAUUGUUUUUGGUCAUAGUUGUGUAAUAAAGUGUUUAACAAAA